Messenger RNA from Phyllopteryx taeniolatus (common seadragon), 2061 nucleotides. It is a transcript of the gene wdr13, whose product is annotated as WD repeat domain 13. The transcript has 10 exons. Bases 132 to 1580 code for a protein of 482 amino acids. NCBI's taxonomy places the organism in Eukaryota, Metazoa, Chordata, Actinopteri, Syngnathiformes, Syngnathidae. Gene Ontology annotation, molecular function: promoter-specific chromatin binding; protein binding. Gene Ontology annotation, cellular component: nucleus. The record is from RefSeq and is a predicted model, not a curated record.
AAACGUCACACACAGCCCGGCCUUCUGCGCGCUCGUGUGUCACGUGACUUACCCGGAAACGCGACGAUGGAGAAACGCUAAAGAAGGUACUGCCCUGGCAGUGGCUCCUCUUUGCCCAGUGUGCUUGUCUAAUGGCAGCAGUUUGGCAGCAGGUUUUGGCAGUGGACGCAAGGUACAAUGCUUACCGCACGCCCACCUUCCCACAGUUCCGAACUCAGUACAUUCGCCGACGCAGCCAGCUGCUCAGAGAGAACGCCAAGUGUGGCUUUGAGCCGGGGCUGCGCAGGCAGUAUCUGAGGCUGCGCAGUCAACUGCUGGCCCUGCGCUACGGGCCGUUGUCCGAGCAGAGCAGCUUCAGGGCCAGCAGUGUGCGCAGCUCCCGCACCACACUGGACCGCAUGGAGGACUUUGAGGAGGACCCUCGUGCCCAAGGGGCUCGUGGCCACCGGCGGUCCGUCAGCAGAGGCUCCUACCAGUUGCAGGCCCAGAUGAACAGAGCCGUCUACGAUGAAAGGCCUCCGGGCAGUUUGGUGCCGACCUCGGUGGCAGAAGCGAGUCGAGCCAUGGCAGGGGACACAACUUUGAGUGAAAAUUAUGCUUUUGCUGGAAUGCACCACAUAUUUGACCAACAUGUUGAUUCUGCAGUACCACGGUUACAAUUUGCCAAUGACGACAAGCACCUUCUCGCUUGCUGCUCGCUUGACGGCACCUUGUCCAUCAUGACCCUGUCCCCUCCUCCGGUCAGCGUGAAGCUGAUUCUGAAAGGCCACGGAGGCCCUGUCACAGACUUUGCUUGGUCCCUCAGCAACGAUGUCAUCGUGUCGACAUCGCUUGACGGGACCCUGCGGAUCUGGAAUACCGAGGAUGGCCGGUGUAUCCGAGAGGUUCAAGACCCAGAAUCCAGCGAGCUACUCUGCUGCACUUUCCAGCCAAUGAAUAACAAUCUCACUGUGGUGGGCAACAGUAAGCACCACCUGCAGGUGGUAAACAUCUCCACGGGCAAGAAGGUGAAGGGCGGCUCCAGCAAGCUGACGGGCCGCGUGCUGUCACUCUCCUUCGACUCUCCAGGGAGGAUUCUCUGGGCGGGCGACGACAGGGGCAGCAUCUUCUCCUUCCUCUUCGACAUGGCCACAGGGAAGCUAACCAAAGCCAAGCGUCUGGUGGUCAGCGAAGGCAGCUCCAUCUGCAGCAUUUCUGCUCGCUCCUGGAUCAGCCGAGAGGCACGAGACCCUUCCCUGCUGGUCAACGCCUGCGUCAAUAAACUGCUGCUCUACAGGGUGGUGGACAACGAAGGUGGGCUCCAGCUAAAGAGAAGCUUCCCCAUCCAGCACGGCUCGCAGCUCGUUCACAGCAUCUUCUGCCCCCUCAUGUCUUUCAGACAGGGCGCAUGUGUUGUGACGGGCAGCGAAGAUGCCUGCGUCUACUUCUUUGACGUUGAACGCAACACCAAGGCGAUUGUGAACAAGUUGCAAGGUCACGGCGGCCCUGUCCUUGAUGUUAGUUUCAACUGUGACGAGAGUAUGCUGGCCUCUGCUGACUCCACGGGCAUGGUCAUCAUCUGGAGGCGGGAGCAAAAGUAACGCAAUAAAAGGCUUCCAUGUACAACCUUCAGAAAAAAAUGCUACUGUUCCUUAACUGUUGUAAAUUUGUUUUCACUGUAACAGGCUGCUUUUUGACUUUUGUCAUUCUUGUCAAGUGCAAUCGGAACACCAUGCUGUGUAGGAGGUGAGUUUUAGAAAAUUCAGGUGGGGUUAGAGUGUGUGAGUACGCUUUUGCGUUUUAAAACAUUUCAGCGCUCGUUUCCCCAGGUUUGACAGGAAGCACCUGCAGAAACAUUUCCAACACUGUCCUUCUGCUGUAACUGCCUAUUUGGUAUCAGGCAAUAUGUAUGUAGUCAAAAUACCUUAUUUUCUUUUCAUGUGUGCUAUGCCCUAUUUGUGUUUGAGACCAUGAGCAUUAUGCACAUUCUAAGUUUAUUUGUGCUUAUCUCUGCAUGUGUGUGUAUUUACUGGAGAUGCUUAAUGAAAUGCCCUGGAAAAAUAAACUACUGUAACUAACUGA